AUUCAAGGACUGGGAGGUGGAUAAAGGCCUCGGUGAGAGGAACAUCUUGUGCUCUGCUCUGUCCCCCCGAGUAGCCAGCCUCUCCUCCUCCGCCUUGGUGCCACCUAGCAAAGAUGCCACCCAAGAAGCCUGAACCCAAGAAAGCCGAACCCAAGAAAGCCGAACCCAAGAAAGAAGAGGCCAAGGUGGCCCCACCACCAGAGCCGGAGCCCCGCAAGGAAGUUGAAUUUAACCCGGCCAACAUCAAACUUGAAUUUAAUAAUGAACAGCUUGAAGAAUUUAAAGAAAUCUUCCAGAUCUUUGACAGAACUCCUAAGUCUGAGAUGAAAAUCACCUAUGCGCAGUGCGGAGACGUCUUGAGGGCUUGUGGGCAGAAUCCCACCCAGGCAGAAGUCCUCAAGGUCCUUGGCCGGCCUAAACCAGAUGAAAUGAACACCAAGAUGUUGGACUUUGACACCUUCCUGCCCAUGCUCCAACAUAUCGCCAAGACCAAAGACACUGGCACGUUUGAGGAUUUCGUGGAAGGCCUACGGGUGUUUGACAAGGAAGGAAAUGGCACCGUCAUGGGGGCUGAACUCCGCCAUGUUUUGGCUACUCUUGGGGAGAGGCUGACUGAAGAGGAAGUUGAUAAGCUAAUGGCUGGCCAGGAAGACUCCAAUGGUUGCAUCAAUUAUGAAGCAUUUGUGAAGCACAUCAUGGCAAGCUGAAUGCCAGGAUAUAACUGGAACUGGGCACUAAGCUUGGAUGUCAGCAGCGUGGAAUUUAUCUGCCACGUCCAGUCAGGAUUGAUGCUCAGAUUUCCUCAAAUGUAUUGUGUUUGUUUCUGUCACUCUGGAAUGGAUAUUUGCCUCCGCCUCUCCACCUCGCUCCCUGAUCCUCCUGUCUUCUGCCAUUCUGCUCCCUCUGCUUGGAACAGCCACCUCUCUCUUUGCCUCUCCUCAACUGCUCUCUGUUCACCUUAGAGCCACCCCGACAGCCACCUGACUCCACUCCAUCUUCAUUCAGGAGAAAAACAACACACACACACACACACACACACACACACACACACACACACACACAUCCCCACACAUUCUAGUGUACUCACCAGGGAUUGGAAGGGGUGAUGCUGCAGCUAUCAACGUAUCUGGACAUUAAUGACUAAUCUUUUCCCAUUCUUGCAGGCUGACACUCCAAUACAAAAUACUAAACCUAUAUAUAUUUGGUUGCAGAGUUUCUAUGGCUGGAGCUACACAACUGAGCCAAUAGCACCCAAAGUGGCACCUUUGGAUCUCCUCCACUCCCUUUCCCUUUUUCAUCAAACACAUGGCAUGCCACCAUCAUGAUGCAAGUUCCCCUGAGCAUGUUCCGCUUCAUUGAUUGCCACUUGCUGGGGCAGGGAAAUUCGCCAUGCAAUGAUAUCAUGUCAUGGAUUUUGCACCACCGAAUAGUACUGGUGGGAAGCAGAGCAGACCAGGAGGGCUGUUUUCAGCUAGUGCCAGUCUAUGCCAGUCUGUGUUGUUACAACCUCUCUGAAACAUCCUUUGCUGAUGGAACAAGUCCUUAGAGCAAACUAGAAGGAUACAGGUGGACCUCAUUACACGCAGCCUCGGCAGCCGCGGUUUCGGGUAUCUGAGGUUGAGCCAUGUGCACCCAGCUUCAGAGUAUACACGCUUGGAAAAAGGGUUAAUUUUCAUGCAUCCACAGUUUUAAGAUGUCUGAAAAUGACCUCCGAGGUCAUUUCCAGCCACCAUUUUGAUGAAAGGAACCAUUUUGUGGCUCAUCUGUAAAAAAACAUUUCCCCGUGAUUUUUUGUGGAAAAUGGCAGAAUUGGGGCGUUUGGAGGGCAUUGCUGGACAUCGGGAGAACUGCAGAGCAAGGCAGGGCACUUUGUUUCUCUCAUUUCUGUUUAGUCAUUUUAAGUCAUUUUUAAGCCUCCAGGAACCUAAGGCCCUCCCUCGCCCACUGAUUCCCAUUGCCUCAGUGCCUCUUUAUCUGCGAUUCCGUUAUCCACAGUGGUAGCCGAGAACAGAACCCCUGCGGAUAGCGAGGUCCACCUGUAUCCAGAAAGAACCCGAGGAUCAGGCUAAAGGUUGUCCUUGCAUUUCCUGCCCAGACAAGAUGUUUCCUAUAGGAUGAAGCCAUAUUGAUUGUAGCAUUUCUCAUUAAACAAAUCUUUUUCUCAA
Messenger RNA from Hemicordylus capensis (graceful crag lizard), 2165 nucleotides. RefSeq names its product myosin light chain 3 (gene MYL3). Gene Ontology annotation, cellular component: myosin II complex. The coding region runs from base 114 to 707 and encodes 197 amino acids. Gene Ontology annotation, molecular function: calcium ion binding. Lineage: Eukaryota; Metazoa; Chordata; Lepidosauria; Squamata; Cordylidae. The record is from RefSeq and is a predicted model, not a curated record. The transcript has 7 exons.